Molecule: messenger RNA, 884 nt
Organism: Fomitopsis serialis
Lineage: Eukaryota; Fungi; Basidiomycota; Agaricomycetes; Polyporales; Fomitopsidaceae
Exons: 4
Coding region: 243-854 (203 amino acids)
Source: RefSeq, a predicted model, not a curated record
GUCCGCAGAAGCAUUAUGUCUAGAUGUUCAUUCCCCGAGCGAUAUGUGAGCGAACCUGAAAUAGUCUAAGUAUCAUGAUAGACUGUCCUAUCCCAUCUCAUUCGUAACCGCGCUCUGGCCGCACACAGUACCUUGCAUAUGUAUUCUACUCUUCACCGCUCACACGAGACCGACACACUCUCCUUGUAUACUUGACGGUGGCUGGCACAACCGCGCUUCUAGCAGUGUGUUCAGGAAUCAGAAUGCGCUUCGCAUUCGCGCUCGCUGUGUUUGCCGCGACACUUACCACCACGGUCGCCACCAACCUCUUCUUGAAGCGCCAACAUCUCCCCUCUUGCGCAGAGGCUUGCAUCGAAGGCGCAAACACCAGCGGCUGCAGCGCCAGCGACGAUGAGUGUCUUUGCUCCAGCUCCGCCUUCGUCGACAACAUCAAAUCUUGCGUCCAGAGCAGUUGCUCAGCUAGCGACUUGGCUAAUGCGCAAGAGUACUUCGAGGCUUUUUGUGCGAAAGUAGGUGUAUCGUUGAGCGCAUCUACGUCAGCUACUGUGUCUUCCAGUGUGUCGACAUCUUCCAGCGUCACAGUAUCCAUCUCCGCCAGUAUACCUGCCUCCUCCGAUGUGUCCAAUGCGUCUGCAUGUACGGCUAUGUCAGCGCUCGCCGGCACGUCUGCCUACGCCAGCAGCGGCCCGAGUGUGCCCUCCGCGACGGGUAGCGGCACCUUAUCAUACCCUCCUGCAUCUACACCAUUUUCUGCCAGCGGGGCGACCUCGCACGCCGCCAACACCUUCGCAGGCCUCGCCGCGAUUGGCGCCGUUGUGCUUGCUCUUCGACCGCCCUUCAACCGCGUUCCCUGAUUAGUCUUAGGUGGUCAGUGUGGGUUCUGG